This is a messenger RNA of Candida albicans SC5314, 1386 nucleotides long. RefSeq lists its product as uncharacterized. Bases 1 to 1386 code for a protein of 461 amino acids. The transcript has a single exon. The record is from RefSeq and is a predicted model, not a curated record. Gene Ontology annotation, biological process: protein import into peroxisome matrix. NCBI's taxonomy places the organism in Eukaryota, Fungi, Ascomycota, Pichiomycetes, Serinales, Debaryomycetaceae. Gene Ontology annotation, cellular component: cytosol.
AUGGUGAAAGAUACAACAUAUUAUGAUAUCUUACAAGUUGAGGUGACAGCAACUGACGUUGAAUUGAAAAAAGCUUAUAGAAAGCAAGCUAUCAAAUUGCACCCUGAUAAAAAUGCCAAUGAUCCUAAAGCUGCUGAAAAAUUUCAAGAAUUGGGCGAAGCGUACGGUAUUUUACUGAAUCCUGAAAGUAGAAAGAUAUAUGAUGAGUUUGGGGUUGAAGGAAUGAAGGAAAAUCCAACCAUGCAACAAGCUGCCGAUAUAGAUCCUGCGGAAUUUUUCAAUAUGAUUUUUGGUGGUGAUUCAUUCAAGCAAUGGAUCGGAGAAUUGAGUAUGUUGAACGAUAUGUCGAGAAUGGGGGAGAUUAUUACUGAAGAUGAAGUAGAAUUAGAUAAUGUUGAAGAGGAAAGUAAACUGGGAAAACAGCAUGGAGCUACUGAUUCAUUGAAUGAGUCUGUUCAAACAUUGACAAUUUCUGAUAACAACAACAACAAUAAUACUAAGGUAUCCAGCAGCAACAAUAAACCAACAUCAAACUUAACUUCAGAAGAAAUCAAAAAAUUGAAGAAACAAAAGAUCAAUGAACAACAAAGAGAACAAAUGUUAAAGUACCAAGAAGAAGCUAAACAAGCUAAGUUGAAACGUAUAGAUGAUUUAACAAGUGCAUUGUUAAAAAGAAUUGAGAACUAUCAAUUGUCUAAAAACAAUAAGGAAGCAUUGGACAGUUUCACAAGAAAAUUACAAACAGAAUUUGAGGAUAUGAAAAUUGAAAGUUUUGGGAUUCAAUUGUUGCAUUUGAUUGGUAAAAUCUAUAUUGACAAAGCCAAUGCUACUAUUCAUGCAUCAAAAACUUUUGGUGUAUCAAAAAUUUUCACUUCGGUUAAAUCAAAGACAGAAACAGUCAAAAAUGGUUAUUCAAUUUUGAAAACCGCAGUUGAUGCUCAGUUAUCAAUUGAACAGAUGGUUAAGGAACAAGAACAAUUUUUAUUAGCACAGGAAGAAGGACACCAGCCAACUCAAGAGGAAUUGGUAAAACAAGCAGAAAUGGAAAGAAUCAUCACCGGUAAAUUCUUAGCUACUGCAUGGGCAACUACAAAGUUUGAAGUCACCGAUAUCUUGCGUAAAGUUUGUCAUAAUGUAUUGCGUGAUAAAACCAUUUCCAAGAAGGAACGAGUUGCUAGAGCAGAAGCAUUGUUGUAUAUCGGUAAAGAGAUGUCGAAAGUUGAAAGGUCCCCUGAAGAGGAAGAAGAAGCAAGAAUAUUUGAGGAAAUGAUGGCAGAGGCUCAAGCCAAGAAAUCUUCCAAAAAGCAAAAAUCAAUGAAUAACAAGGAGUUAGAAGAAUAUAUGAAGAAAAUGGCUGCUGAGAAUGCUGAAGCAGAGGAAAAUUGA